CGUCCUGCGGUCAGAGCAGUCAGUCAGUCAGCUACUCAGCUCAAGGCUAACUCGUCGGAAUGAAAAUGCCGUAUUCUUUGCUUAAUCUUGCGCUGAUUUCAUUUUUACAGCUUUUUAUCGCAUCUCAUUUCGCAGAGGUGUCAGCCGAAGGGAAUGGAAGAGGGUUUGGCGACCAUAUUCACUGGAGGAGCCUUGAAGACGGGAAAAGGGAGGCUGAAGCAAGUGGACUGCCUCUGAUGGUCGUCAUUCACAAGACCUGGUGUGGUGCAUGUAAAGCACUAAAACCCAAGUUUGCUGAAUCAAAGGAGAUCUCUGAGCUGGCACACAACUUUGUCAUGGUUAACCUGGAGGAUGAAGAGGAGCCAAAGGAUGAAGCCUUUAGCCCAGAUGGCGGUUACAUUCCUAGAAUACUUUUCCUUGAUCCUACCGGUAAGGUCCACUCUGAGAUCACAAACAAGAAUGGGAACCCCAACUACAAGUACUUUUACAGCAAUGCAGAUCAAGUUGUGGCCAGCAUGAAGGAAGGUCAAGAGAAGCUGACUGGAGAUUCCUUCAGGACAGUCCACAUUGGAGAUGAACUGUAAGGAGGUCCUGUUCAUCCUCAAAAGAUAGCCAGUACACUACAAUAGUCCACUGGGCACAAAACGUCUCUAUUCCUCCCAACAUUUCAUUUGAUCUGCUAUGGCACAACACUAGCCUCAAAAGCCAUUUAUAACGCAUUGUCUACUGAUUGAAUUUUAGAGUUUUGCAGCUUGCGGUACAUUGGCUUAUUACUUUGAGAACCAAAGCGUACUUAUGGUCCAUGCAAAAUAAAGGGUGCUAAAGGGUUAUUUUAAUUUCAGACAGACUGCAUUUCAGACAGUUUCUUUUAUAAUUUCAUAUAGUAUCAAAUGGAUUCAUAUGUUCAUUUAGACCCUCCAAACCAGGUUCACAAAGCAUUUCAAAUUUACUCUGGCAAGAAAACGGUCAACACAUCAGUAAGGCAAUUCUCGUGCUUCCAAGUCAGAUCCUGCAAGCUGCGACAUAGUAGAACUGGCAACCCAGUUGCUUUUUUAAGGGCCUAAUGAUCCCCAAGCUGUACCUGCCUGAAAACGGCAUUAUAUGUUUUCAUGAGUUUAUCAAUCUUAUGUUGAAAUUAUUAAAAUGUUUAAUAAUAUCCCUUAAACUUGCCAAGUUUGUCUAUUUUAGUCGCUGCCUUGGAGUUUUAAGACAGAUUUUUAUUAUUAGACAGUACCUGUGAAUUACAAACUAUAAUGUAAAUUUGUAUUUUCUUGUUUUUCUUUUGGGUCGAGGGGGAAUUGUCUUUGCCAUACUGUACUUUUUACCAAUAUGUUAAAUAAACCAAUAAAGUUGUUACAAAAUA
This is a messenger RNA of Triplophysa rosa, 1363 nucleotides long. It is a transcript of the gene txndc12, whose product is annotated as thioredoxin domain containing 12 (endoplasmic reticulum). Bases 60 to 584 code for a protein of 174 amino acids. The transcript has 7 exons. The record is from RefSeq and is a predicted model, not a curated record. Gene Ontology annotation, cellular component: endoplasmic reticulum. NCBI's taxonomy places the organism in Eukaryota, Metazoa, Chordata, Actinopteri, Cypriniformes, Nemacheilidae.